GGAGAUGAUGGACAGUAGGGUUUUAGAGCACCACCAUGCCCAGUUUGGAGGUUCCUUGGCCAGUAUGGUGGGCUUCCAUUACCCCCUGACACACCACCAUGUGUACGAGCUCGCCGGCCACCAGUUACAGUCAGCCACUGUGCCGUUCACCAUAGACGGAUUACUCAGCAGCUCCUGCACCGCUUCCGUGGUCAAUCCGUCCCCGCUGAUGCCUUCGGCUUGUAACGUGAACGGGGAGAGCCACUCUUUCAAACUGUCAGACGCUUCGGAUCCCGAUAAAGACACGCCCGGGUGUAAGAGGAGAAGAACUCGGACCAAUUUCACGGGUUGGCAACUGGAAGAAUUGGAGAAAGCCUUUAACGAAAGCCAUUACCCCGAUGUCUUCAUGCGGGAAGCCUUAGCUCUGCGGCUGGACUUGGUAGAAUCACGCGUUCAGGUCUGGUUCCAAAACCGCAGAGCCAAAUGGCGAAAGAAAGAGAACACCAAGAAGGGACCGGGUCGCCCGGCACACAACUCCCACCCCACCACCUGCAGCGGGGAACCCAUGGACCCGGACGAGAUAGCCCGGCGAGAGAUGGAGAAACUGGAGAAGAAGAAGAGGAAACAGGAGAAGAAACUGCUCAAAUCCCAAAGCAAACUCCUCCACGGGGACCAGGCGGGGGACUACUCCUUGAUGUCCUCGGGGUCAGAGUCUGACAGCAGCCAAAUGAAGUUCCCUCAAUGUCGAGAGCUCACCAUCCGGGCUGAGCCCGGCCAACAGCGCUCGCCCUCGCCCUCGCCCGGCCAAAGGGACCCGAGCCAAGGCGACUGUGAGCCCCCCAGCGGCCCGAAGCCGCCCCCACCACACCAAAGAAACGGGGACGGUGGCCCCCCGCCCCUCCAGAGCGAUGCCCACCCAUCGGACGCCGACUGCGAGGCGGAGAACCCGCUCCACGACCACAGCCACCACUCGUGUCCCAACAGGAGCGCCUCCAACUUGCCCAAGUGCGAGCAGAAAACCAACCCGUUCAGCGUGGAGAGCCUCCUGUCAGACUCCACGCCGCGCAGGAAGGUCCACUUCGACUUCCCGACCUUACCCAACCCCAGAGCGGUCAUUGGCAAAGGACAUUUCCUCUUGUACCCCAUCACACAGCCUCUCGGCUUCAUUGUCCCCCAAUCCAGCAUCAGGACCUCACCCGCCCAACUCACCCAACCCAACCAACCCCCAACCUCGUCCGCAGCAGCCACCACCACGCUCCCGCCAGCCAGCCCAGCCACAGAGCCGGCCCACCACCAGCACCACCACCACAACACCGCCUAUCCCGGGACGCACUCAAACUCAACGCAAACCGCUUGUCCCGGGACAGACUCCAGCCCGGCUCAGCCCGCGACGCCUCCCCAACCAGCACCCGUACCGGCACAGGCACAGGCACCGGCACCGGCACCGGCACCGGCACAAGCCACAAGCGGCUACCCCCAGCCUAACCCGAACCAACCCGAUCCCCAGUAUCCCGAGCCCAACCAAAAGCCUGUGGUCGCAGACAGCCAAGGCGAGCUGAGCCGGGAUAAGCCGGACUCUCCAGAGCCAGUGAAGGCCAGUUGCCCCGGAGAGCACAUGACAGAGUGCGAAGUUGUGAACAUGGACUGACUCGGGUCAGCCUCGGGAUAACUAACCAUUAUCCCUCUCCAAAGCGGACAUCAUCACAACACAGCAGACACACAGAAAUACCUUGUCCUAUAGCUCAUUACACAAAGAUUGUAUUGUUUUUUUGUUUGUUUGUUUG
Messenger RNA from Callorhinchus milii (elephant shark), 1763 nucleotides. It is a transcript of the gene uncx, whose product is annotated as UNC homeobox. The record is from RefSeq and is a predicted model, not a curated record. The transcript is spliced from 3 exons. Bases 5 to 1627 code for a protein of 540 amino acids. Gene Ontology annotation, biological process: regulation of DNA-templated transcription. Lineage: Eukaryota; Metazoa; Chordata; Chondrichthyes; Chimaeriformes; Callorhinchidae. Gene Ontology annotation, molecular function: DNA-binding transcription factor activity, RNA polymerase II-specific; sequence-specific double-stranded DNA binding.